CAACCAUGACAACGAAGUGUUUAGUUAGCAUGAUUUAUUAAACUCUUAUCGUAAGAUUUAAUGUAAACACGUUGAGCAGGGAUCCAAGCAGACUCUCUUCUGGGCUCGUAUGAACUACAUUUUUGCGGUGAUAUCUCUUUAAGAAAAAAGGAACUAAGAUAUUUUCAUUUCCUUAUUUGUAUUCUUACACGCACUAUUAGAAGAGCAGUGUUUCAUUAGUAAGUUAACUCGACUUAAUCUCGUGUUUCAAACGUUUUCGCAGCGUUUGGCGGGUUUAUCGUUUCUCUCUGUUUAGAGCAGCGCGGUCACCAGAUGGCAGCAGUGAUCACUGAAGAUAACGUGUACAGUGAUGAGGAGGUGAACGGCGCGCCCCCUGCUGCUGCGGACGAUCAACUGCAGCUACCCGGACCUGAUGGAAACAUACAGGGACAGGUGGAGGAGUUUCUCGGCCCACAUCCUGACUAUGAUGAGGAGGAAGAGGAGCGCAAGUACUACAGACGAAAGAGGCUGGGUGUAGUGAAGAAUGUCUUUGGGGCCAGUUGCGGAGGAAUGAUCAUUUACAGUGUUUACAUGGGUCUGUUGCAGAUGCAGUUGAUUUUGCACUAUGAUGAGACCUACAGAGAGGUGAAGUAUGGUACGCUGGGGCUGGAGGAUAUCGACAGCAAAAUGCUGAUGGGCAUCAACGUCACGCCCAUUGUCGGCCUGCUGUACACACCUGUGCUCAUCAGAUUUCUUGGUACCAAAUGGAUGAUGUUCCUGGCAUCCGGAAUCUAUGCGCUCUUUGUUUCGACUAAUUACUGGGAGCGAUACUACACUUUGGUACCAUCCGCCGUCGCCAUCGGUGUCGUCAUAGUGCCCCUUUGGGCAUCCUUGGGAAACUACAUUACUAGAAUGGCCCAGCAGUACUAUGAGUAUGUGAACUAUAAAGAAGAACAUGUCCAGGAACAGAAGAAGCCCCCUAAAGGAGCCUUUCAUUCUUACAUCAUAGUUUUUCAAUCUGUCUUCUACAUCUUUUUCCAUCUGAGUUUCGUGUUUGCAGAGUUCCCCAUGGUGAUGUUCCUCAAUAACUAUCUGAGUGAUUACAACCACACUCUCCUCAAAGUCACACAGUGUGGAGCCGAAGGUAGAGGGGUGAUUCUGAAUUUAAACAAGACGGUUUUACGCAGCCUGCCUCGUUCUCUGCUGCUCAUCGAGGUUGAAAGCGUUCUCAUGGGUGCAGCCUUCCUCGCCAUGAUCAUCUUCCUCGCAUUGUGUGGAGCCGCAUACCGGCCCACGGAGGAGAUCGACCUUCGCAGUAUCGGCUGGGGAAACAUCUUCCAGUUGCCCUUCAAGCACUUACGAGACUACCGUAUCCGCCUGCUCUGUCCGUUCUUUAUCUACUCUGGCUUCGAGGUGCUCUUUGCCGUCAAGGGCCUCAUACUGUCAUAUGGCGUGUGUGUAGUGGGAAUGGAGAAGCUGUGGUUGUUAGUGAUGGUGUAUGGUUUGUCAUCCUCCAUCUGUUCGGCCUUGGCCCUCACCAUGCUGCGCUUGCCCAGGCCGGUUAUUCUCCUCGGGGGGGCCUUCGUGCACUUCGUCCUGCUAAUAGCACUGAUGUGCUGGUCACCAACGCCAAGACACCCUGAAAAUCUUCCAUAUCUGCUGGUGCUCUCUGCCCUCUGGGGUCUGGGCACCGCCCUUAACAAGACAGGACUGAGCAUUUUGUUGGGGAUGCUGUACGAGGAUAAGGAGCGACUAGACUUCAUUUAUACCAUCUACCAUUGGUGGCAGGCCGUUGCCAUCUUCAUUGUCUAUCUUUGGACUGCAUUGCCUAUGAGGGCCAAACUUGGACUCCUGUUGUUCGCUCUUGUGGUGGCGUCUUUCUGCUACGUGCAGAUGGAGCGUCGCCUGGCGGCAAGAAUUCAAUUUAGAUUGCCACGGAUUCCUCGUCCACGGCAUAAGGUCAAAGGUUACCGAUACCUCGAAGAAGAAAACUCUGACAAAUCCGACACAGAUCUGAGCGAUGCCGAUGAUGACGAGAAUAUGGAGGAGGAGGGUAGGCCCCUGGUUGAGGAAGACCAGAAUUCAGACGCUGACUCCCAGGGUUUACCAGGACCAGAGAGGAUCGGGGUUAGAGAUCGGAGGAAGAGACACGACAACGCCGCCUACGAGCAGGCAGGGGAGAGAGAGGAUUAUGUCCACCACACAAGAGAAUAGAAAAGUGGAGAUGAAACUAUUCAGAGGAUGGGAAAGUGUGGGCCAGCUGUGAAAAUGAAGGUCAGAAAAUAACCCACGGUUUCAAAAAAAGUAGAAGUGAUACAUUGAAUGAGAACCGAAAAGAGGAAAUUGCAGUACCUCGUAAGGUCAGGUGGUUUGUUGCCAUAGAAAUGUAAUCCUGUCAAUUUUGAACUGUUGGUCAAGGUAAUAUGCUUAAGUUUGUAUUUUACUUGAAUUCCUUUUUUAUCUUUUAAUAUUUCUUUAAGGGAUUUUCCUUCUAAUAAAACCCACUAAAGAAUCAUUUCAGUAUAGUUUCUAUAAAAAUUACAUUUCAUUUUUUGUAUUUGACUUUAAGAUUGUUUAUGGUGUUGUGAAAUGAUUUAAACAUGUUUUAAUUAAAAUGACAGAAAGGAUAAAAAUCUAAUUGUUUCUUUACAUAAGUGUAUAUUGUUAAUAUUGUCUCGACUCAAUGAUGUGUUGCACAGAAUGAGUGCCUUGUUGCUUUUU
Messenger RNA from Paramisgurnus dabryanus, 2700 nucleotides. The record is from RefSeq and is a predicted model, not a curated record. Lineage: Eukaryota; Metazoa; Chordata; Actinopteri; Cypriniformes; Cobitidae.